AAAAUAUGGUUGUCCAUGACUUCCUCUAGCAAUUUAUUGACAUCAUCAAUAUUAACAUUCUCAAUGCCGAUAUAUCGAUCGCUUAUGAAUUUUAAUAGAAAAUAGAAGAUGUGAUAGAAGGCUUGUUGUCUUCAUUGUAUUUAAGUAAGUAAUGAAAAAUAAUUGAAAUAACUAAUUAUUAAUACAUUUCUCAAAUCUUCCAUGUCUUCCAUGCAUAUCUUGGAAAGCAGAAUUAUAUUCAAGAUUUUUAGAUUUAAGAUAUAAAUAUUUAAGAUAGCCUGGGUGUCAAGGGACUGGUCCAGGGAUUGUUCUCAAGAGAUAGAUUUCUUGGUUGGUCCGUGUCUGGGGCACAAAGAUGGCGCCUGGAGGUAUCUGGGUAUCGCAACUGUACUCACUCAUUCGCUUCGUUUCAGUAUACUUUUCGCGAUGGCUGCGAUAGGUACUAACGGCGUUGCCGAGCUACUUGAAAAACUCGUGAAGAUUCUGAAAGAGGAACAUGCAUUGGAUUCAUCCAGUGACUACCCCGUAGCACAGUUUGUUCACCCUGAGGAAUUAAAGAAAAAGCUGCCAAUUUCCUUGAGUGACUGGUCAGAGACUAACGAAAAGAUCGAGAAGGCGAUACGACAGAUCAUACAAUAUUCCGUGAAGACGUGCAGUCCGCAUUUUCAUAAUCAACUCUACGCUGGUGUUGACAAGUACGGGCUAGCUGGUUCCUGGUUAACGGAUGUCCUCAACACUAGCCAGUACACCUACGAGGUUGCUCCCGUAUUUACGUUGAUCGAGCAAGAAGUCAUAGAGAAGUCAUUGGCGUUGGUAGGGUAUCCACCAUUGCCGCAUGCUGAUGGUAUAAUGAAUCCGGGUGGAAGCGUAUCAAACAUGUACGGAAUGGUGUUGGCUAGAUGCAGAAUGCUACCGGCAGUGAAGAGGAAGGGCAUCAGUGGAUUGCCACCUCUGGUGUGUUUCACCAGUGAAGACAGUCAUUACUCGAUUGUCAAAGGUGCUCACUGGUUAGGCUUAGGAACCGAUAACGUUUACAAGGUGAAGACAGACGAGUUGGGUCGCAUGAAACCGAGCGAUCUAAAGAGGGCCAUAACGAAGGCAACGAGCCAAGGAUGCUUGCCGUUCUUCGUGAACGCCACUUGUGGUACCACGGUACUCGGGGCAUUCGAUCCAUUACCGGAAAUCGCCGCGAUCUGCCAGCAAGAGAAUCUCUGGCUGCACGUAGACGCUUGUCUUGGUGGUACCUUGCUGCUCUCGGAGAAGUACCGGCAUCGAUUGCGCGGCAUCGAGCUCUCGGACUCGGUGGCUUGGAAUCCACACAAGAUGCUGGGCGCGCCGUUACAGUGUUCUCUGUUCCUGGUGAAAGGCGAGGAUGCAUUGUACAAAGCGAACUGCGCCGGUGCCGAUUAUCUCUUUCAACAGGACAAGUUUUAUGACAAAAGCUACGAUACGGGUGAUAAGAGCGUCCAAUGUGGCAGGAAGGUCGAUGCUAUGAAAUUUUGGUUGAUGUGGAAAGCUCGUGGCACGAAUGGUCUCGCGCGAUCCGUAGAUCAGGCAAUGUCCUGCGCGGAAUACUUCUUGACACGGAUCAGGAAUAUCGUUGGUUUCCGGUUGGUGGUGCCGCAGUUCGAGUGUUGCAACAUUUGUUUCUGGUAUAUACCUCCGAGCAUGCGUGGACAAGCUGAAACUCAAGAAUGGUGGGCAAAAUUGUACGCGGUCACGGUUAAGAUAAAGGAACGUAUGCUUCUGGCAGGAUCACUUAUGAUCGGUUAUACACCUUUGCCCCAGAGGAACAUUGGCAACUUCUUUCGCAUGGUCGUGAGCUGUCAGCCACCACCUUCGAUAUCGUCCAUGGAUCACGUUAUCGGCGAGAUCGAGAAAUUCGCGAUUGAGCUAUAGACAAAUAUUUGCUUUGACUCGAUCAUCCGCACGCGCCAGAAAACUCAUCAGAAAUCCACUCUCGUGAAAGGACCAAGAAGAAGAAAGUAUUCACUCGUAGAAUCAUUAAUAAAAAAAGAAUAUUGUCUUUAUUGCAAACAAGUGCACGAGGGUGGGGGAGAGAUAAAUGGAUCGGAUACAUUAAUUAUUAUUCGCGUGUACACGCGACUUUAGAUAAGAACUUUAGAUAAGAACUUCGUCCUACAUAUCAGAGAAUCACACGGACAUACAAUUUUAUAGAAUUAUGUUCGUUGAUUUUUUGCGUUCUUACAUUCUCACGCACAUCAUCUUACAUUCUUUCUAGCAAAUUGCACAAGCUUUUAUGUAGAAGUUAAUUUUAACACAAGUAAAUUGUUUAAACUCAUCAUUUUGGAAGACAUAGGUUCCUUAGACAUAGGAUCCUACGAAGUACAUUUCGAUUUAUUGUAUAGACGCGGUAAGCAAAGAGACGAAUUGCUCCAGGUCGCAUGCAUGAACGUGAUUCGCGAGCGCGACUCAAUGUGAGCCAAUAUAAACGCAAUAGUCGCGCAACAUGUGUGUGUGUGUAUGCGUUUAUCGUCACACAUUUGUUACAUAAUAUACGCAUCCGCUCCAUCAUCGUAAAGCUACAUUUAAGAAGACGCAUUUUUAUGUACAACUCCGUAUCAUGGCACUACGUUACGUCGGUAUAAAAAUUCGAUGUUUCUCCUAUGAAUAAAAAAAAAAACGAAAA
This is a messenger RNA of Ooceraea biroi (clonal raider ant), 2650 nucleotides long. RefSeq names its product cysteine sulfinic acid decarboxylase. The record is from RefSeq and is a predicted model, not a curated record. Lineage: Eukaryota; Metazoa; Arthropoda; Insecta; Hymenoptera; Formicidae. Gene Ontology annotation, molecular function: carboxy-lyase activity; pyridoxal phosphate binding. Gene Ontology annotation, biological process: carboxylic acid metabolic process. Gene Ontology annotation, cellular component: cytoplasm.